Spea bombifrons (plains spadefoot toad) is the source of this 3972-nucleotide messenger RNA. RefSeq names its product contactin 1 (gene CNTN1). The transcript is spliced from 24 exons. The record is from RefSeq and is a predicted model, not a curated record. Bases 259 to 3270 code for a protein of 1003 amino acids. Gene Ontology annotation, biological process: cell-cell adhesion; brain development. NCBI's taxonomy places the organism in Eukaryota, Metazoa, Chordata, Amphibia, Anura, Pelobatidae. Gene Ontology annotation, molecular function: cell-cell adhesion mediator activity.
GACUGCGGGCAAACCGAGGCAGAGCAGGGGGAGGGGGCUUUCCCAGGUGUUUGGAGCUGAAGUGAACCCUUUUGGUGGCCGUCCAGUGGUGGAGCUUGAAGGAUUUACUAUGUGGAUUAUUUUCACUGGACCACCUUCUGUUUCACUUUCACAUUCCCAAUAGUCAAAGUGCGCCAAUUCAUCACUCGAGGUACAUGAAAGAAGCUUAGAUCAACAGGUUGCUGCAAAUUGAUUUUUUAGGACUGAACGUAAUCUAAAAUGUGGCCAAUUUUAACUCAUCUUGUAAUACACAUCUUCUUCUGCUGGGCAGAAGAAGGAAAAAGAUAUGGGCCAGUGUUUGAAGAGCAGCCUACUGACACAAUUUAUCCAGAAGAAUCUCAAGAAGGAAAGGUGUCAAUGAACUGCAGGGCCAGAGCAAAUCCUCCCCCAGAGUACAGAUGGAGACUAAAUAACUGGGAUAUUAAUCUUGGAGAUGACCAUUAUACUAUGGUUGGGGGUAACCUUGUAAUCAAGAACCCAGAUAAGUCCAGGGAUCAGGGGAAAUACACAUGCAUUGUCUCAAACAUCUAUGGAAAAAUCAUGAGUUUGGAAGCCACACUGAGUUUUGGAUAUCUUGAUACAUUUCCUGUAGAGGAACGCUAUCAAGUGAGAGUAAAAGAAGGAAUUGGAGCAGUCCUGAUAUGUGACCCCCCUCCACACUAUCCAGAUGACCUUAGUUACCGAUGGCUUUUAAAUGAGUUCCCAGUCUUCAUUGCAAUGGAUAAACGGCGAUUCGUAUCACAAACGAAUGGAAAUUUGUAUAUUGCUAAAGUAGAACAAUCUGAUAGAGGAAAUUACUCUUGUUUUGUUACCAGCCCUUCAAUAACAAAAAGCGUAUUCAGUAAAUUUAUACCCCUUGUACCACAGUCUGACACAUCCACUAAAAGAUAUCCAGCAGAUAUUAGCGUUGGAUUCAAAGAUACGUAUGCAUUAAAGGAUCAAAAUGUGACUCUGGAGUGCUUUGCUUUGGGAAAUCCUGUUCCUGUAAUUCGAUGGAGGAAGGUUGAUGAGCCAAUGCCAGCUACGGCAGAGGUAAGCAUGUCUGGAGCUGUCCUGAAAAUCUUCAAUAUUCAGCCUGAAGAUGAAGGAACAUAUGAAUGUGAAGCAGAAAACAUAAAGGGAAAAGACAAUCAUCAAGCACGGGUUUAUGUACAAGCUCAGCCCGAAUGGGUAGAACAUAUAAAUGACACAGAGAGAGAUAUAGGCAGUGAUCUGCACUGGCCCUGUAUUGCAAAAGGAAAGCCAGUGCCUACCAUUAGAUGGCUGAAAAAUGGAACAUCAUAUGGAAAGGGUGAAUUAAAAAUAUGGGGAUUAACUUUGAAAGAUGCUGGAAUGUAUCAGUGUAUAGCUGAAAACCACUAUGGGAUCAUACAAGCUAAUGCAGAGCUGAAAGUCAUCGCGUUAGCCCCUACUUUUGAAUUAAAUCCUAUGAGAAAGAAGGCUUUAGCUGCUAAAGGAGGACGUGCAAUCAUUGAAUGUAAACCCAAAGCUGCACCAAAACCCAAAUUCUCAUGGAGUAAAGGAACAGAAUUGCUCACAAAUAAUUCUAGGAUAUUAAUUUGGGAGGAUGGCAGCCUGGAAAUCAUUAAUAUCACAAAACUGGAUGAAGGCAGCUACACUUGUUUUGCAGAGAAUGACAGAGGAAAGGCAAACAGCACAGCAACUCUUUCUGUUACAGCUGCUACAAAGAUUACCCUUGCUCCUUCCAAUGCUGAUGUUACUGUUGGAGAAAAUGCAACCAUGCAGUGCCAUGCAUCCCAUGACCCUUCUUUGGACCUCACAUUCAUCUGGUCCUUGAAUGGCUUUGCAAUCGAAUUUGACAAAGAGGAUGGCCACUACGAACGGAACACAAGGAUUGAAGGUGGGAGUGAACUUAUAAUUAAAAAUACCCAACUGAAGCAUGCCGGAAGAUAUAUGUGCACCGCGCAAACUAUUGUAGACAAUUCUUCAGCUUCAGCUGAUCUUGUUGUCAGAGGUCCACCCGGUCCUCCUGGUGGUGUCAGAACAGAAGAAGUACGUGAUACUUCUUUGAAACUUUUGUGGAGUAGUGGAACAGACAAUCACCAACCAAUUUCCAAGUACACUAUUCAAUAUAAAAACAGUUUGUCCGAGGACUGGAAGGAUGCAAAGACAGAAAUUCCAACCAUUGAAGGAAAUAUGGAAUCAGCAAAGGUUAUAGAUUUACUCCCUUGGAUGGACUAUGAGUUUCGAGUUAUAGCCACAAAUACAUUAGGAAUGGGAGAACCUAGUCUACCGUCACCCCAAAUUAGAACUGAUGGAUCUGUUCCUAUAGUUGCGCCUUCUGAUGUUGGAGGUGGAGGUGGAAGCAAUCGGGAGUUAACAGUGACAUGGGUGCCUUUGUCUCAGGAGUAUAAUUACGGUGAUGGCUUUGGGUACAUAGUUGCUUUUAAAUCUUUCAAUGACCGAGAGUGGAGAAAAGUGAUUGUUCAAGACAUUCAAAGUGGCCGAUACGUGCAUAAGGAUGACACGAUUACGCCUGCAACACAGUUCCAAGUAAAGGUGAAGGCCUUCAACAGCAAAGGAGAAGGGCCAUAUAGCAGCACAGCCAAUAUAUAUUCAGCAGAUGAUGUGCCAACAGAUGCUCCUUCAGGAGUCUCAGUCUCUUUGCUUUCAGCUUCUGAAGUAUCGGUUACUUGGCACCCAGUUUAUGUGCAGUCUGUUGAGGGUUAUCAGGUUCUUUACUGGCGAAUUCAAGACAACAAAGCAGCUGCACAUCGGGUCCAAGUUAAGGCAUCAGAGUAUACAGUCAGACUUGAGGGCUUAUUGCCUGAUACAGCCUACAACCUGGAAGUCAGUGCAUUUAAUAGUGCAGGAUAUGGACCUCCAAGUGACACGCAUAGGUUCACAACAAGAAAAGCACCUCCAAGUCAGGUUCCGACAAUUACCAGUGUGGUGAGAUCUGGCUCACAUUAUAUUAUUUCUUGGGGUCAUGUGAGUUCUUUAUCCAAUGAAUCACCUGUUACAGGCUACAAAGUUCUUUACAGGCCAGACGGACAAAUAGAAGGUAAAUUAUAUUCAACCGGAAACCAUUAUGUACAAGUGCCUGCCCCAAAAGAUGGAGAAUACAUUGUUGAGGUUCGAGCAAGCAGUGAAGGAGGAGAUGGAGCAGUUGCUUUUAUAAAGCUGUCUAGUAACGCAACAGGGAUGUUCCCCAGUAUUCUCGGGGUGCUGCUACCAGUCCUAAGCCUCCUGAUGUACAUGGAAUUCUGAAUGUAAUCUCUCGUGUCUUGAGUGCAUUUGCACGACUUUCACUGCUGCGAAGGCUAUGAUCAGUUUCUGACUACCACGAUACCAUCAAACGCCAAAAAGAAAAAAAUAUAUAACUGUAUACAUAAACAUUACCCUACACAUUUAUUAAGAACUUACGAAGAGGACAAAGGCAUUGGGAAACUCCUCUGAUGAGCAAAUUGUUUUCAAUCAUAGUUAAUAAUUUUGAACUUGUUCCAAUAUGCCUUAUGAAAUGCAAAGCCAAUGUGUGACAGUUGCAUGAUGAAACUGGGCAAGUCACAGUGUUAAACAUUUUAAUAACUUACACUGUACAGUAAAAGUAGAGUCACCAGCAUUGGUGAUUAUACUUCAAUGAAACAUUGUGGAAUAUAUUAGAGAUACCAAUGUUGUACAACAUCUGUCUGUACCAUCUGUUUUGUGUGCCGCAUAUUUUUAAUGACCCCGUCAUUAGCGAGUUUCAGACAUGCAGUCCCAUCAAAAACAUUGCAUUAUGGAGAAUUGGUCUACAAUAAUGUAAGACAACAUGGUUGAAUCUAGAAUUUUACAUUUUAAGUUUAAAAUGAAAACCAGAGGCCAAACGGUUUCCGCAGCACUAAUGGCUACAUAUUUGAAAAUAUGUUUAAAGUUUGCACAUUAGGCAAUACACUAUAUCAUUAUGUAAAGGUGCAAUAGAUAGCCCACAAA